GAAGAUUCCUCAAGUCUCGAACAUUUGAGGGAUCUUAUUGUUGAAGAAGUAAAGAAGACUGAAAGAAACCUUCCUCUCAUUAGUAAGAUGAUGCAGACCACAUUCGCCUUGCGGCGACAGACAAUAGUGAUGUCCUGCCCACCAGUGAAACAGCUCUUGGACCUGUGGCCUGCUCUUCGCAUGCAGUCUGAGGUGUUUGCAGAGUUCCAGCGGAUAACUAACCAGAACCUGUCUAACACAUUCUAUGCCGAACUUGAUCGCCACACUCCUCGUUUGAUGGCUUUAUUCCGACAAAAGGCUUCUAGAACUGGAAAGAAUGCAGAUGCUUUGGCUGACAUUUUCAAAGUCCAUGAUGAACAGGUAUUACAUGAUAUCCACUCAAGGCGUACCACUGUUCUCCAUGCCCUUCCUGUGUAUCUGCGUGAAGAUACCUCCGGAUUUUUCCAAACAUGUGUGGAUGGUUUGGAUGAGCCAGGUUUUGGGGAUGCGUCAGUUGCUCUCCUUACAACAAUCAGCGACAAUUCAAUGAGUCGAGUUCACUACCAACCAGAGAAAAUCUCAGUUGUCCUAGAGGGUGAAGUGGUGGCCACCCUCCCGAGACUCGCUGAUGCCUUUCUGGUAAUGUUCGGCCUUACCUAUGCACUACAUCUCAGCUAUCCCAAAGGACUGACCAACACCUUUGAAUUUGCUCAGAAAAUUUUACUUGGUCUGGAAGAAUGUAAAUUGUCACCCAGACUGCAGUCGCUGAAGAAUGACUUGAUGGGACAUGUGUAGAACUGGAAGAUCUGAAAAGCAAUAAUGGAAUAAUCUGGCUCAUUCAGUUAAGAGCCUAAUCCAUAACAAGAAUAUGUUACUGUCUGUGUUAGCUGUUGUUCAACUAUUAAUGUUAAAAUUGCUGCUCUAUAAGCUGUCAAGCACUUGUUGCUACCUCACUGGUUUGCAGCCAGAUGGCACAGCAUGUGCAUAUGCAAUUUUUGUGUUUACUUUAAUUGUUAACUCUUCUUUUUGAUAUUGAAAUAUUUUUUGUCCCAGUUUGUGAUGAAAAUGCAGAGCAUGAACGAAAAACAUGCUGAUGCCUUCUUGGUUACUUUUGGCCUCAUCUAUGUACCUCACAUUUCAGAUAUUCCAAAGAAUUGACCAAGACAAUUGAGUGCCUUAAAGAAUAGAGGACUCUGGAGUCUCACUGUUAAGAGCCACAACAUAAAAAUGUAAAUUGUCUGUGUUGAUUGAACUGUUCUACUGUUGAUGUUCAAAUUUCUGCUGUACUCUAGGUUUCUGGCCACCUUGCACAAAUUACACACUGACUUUGUAAUUUUACAUUUUAAAAUGAAACAUUGCCAUUUUUACGUAGAUGUUGAAGCAGUAUUUAUGGUCAAUUUUGUCCAUUCAAGCAAUAAUUUCCUCAGUGCUGCUAUAUUGAUCAAGAAAAAAGGAAAUGUUAUGGUCUUCCUCUCACAGAGCUAUGUAGGCUAUGCUCAUGUCCACAACAUCACUGUGACAUCACUAAUGCAGGAACAACAGAUUUAGCAGUUAGGGCGAUAUGGCACACACUAAGGAAUUUAUUGUGCAAAUUGCCUAUAUUUACCGGAAAUGCAGUGGCAAUGUUUCCUUUUAACAUUAUUGUGAAAUGGGUUGUAAUAAGAGUUAUGGUAGAUUUAAACCAAAAGUAGCUGCUGCCUUACAUGUAGACUAAAAGGUUUACAAAAAUGGCCCCAAUUGUGCCUUUGCAAUUGUUGUUUUUUAUGUAAAUGUGUCUGUUUGUUUUUAAAUAUUCUUUUUGUUGCAGUCUUUGCAAGACAACCUUUUGGAAGGGUAAAAAAGGCUAACUUUGAUGUUUGAAAUUGUACAAGUUGGUAGUACUAGUAGUUUUUGGAGUUUCAUAAAGUCAACUGUUUUGAUUUGCACUAAAUGGAAAUAUUGGAAAAUAUACUAAUAAACAUUGAGUUUAUUGAACACAAAAAUACUUGGUGUCUAUACUUUAAACUAUUCAGUUCAGCUAACUUAUUGCAUUGAGCAAUGUAAAUACAUUUUUUGGAGUUACCGUUACUGAACAUUUGAGGUGGCUUAUGGAUAUUUUUGAGUAACUGUUACUGAAAACAUUUGAGUUUGCUUAUGGGUAUUUUUAAGUUACUGUUGCUG
Molecule: messenger RNA, 2139 nt
Organism: Pleuronectes platessa (European plaice)
Lineage: Eukaryota; Metazoa; Chordata; Actinopteri; Pleuronectiformes; Pleuronectidae
Exons: 4
Coding region: 88-774 (228 amino acids)
Source: RefSeq, a predicted model, not a curated record